Oryctolagus cuniculus (rabbit) is the source of this 6427-nucleotide messenger RNA. NCBI's taxonomy places the organism in Eukaryota, Metazoa, Chordata, Mammalia, Lagomorpha, Leporidae. The record is from RefSeq and is a predicted model, not a curated record.
CCCGCCCCAGCUCCGGGGGCCGAGCGGGCGCGAAGGGGCGGGCGCACGCGGGCCGAGAUCACCGCCCCCGCGCCGCCGCCACCUUUCCAUUCAGUCGCCCAACAUGGCUGGAGCGCGGCGGAGGUGAGCCGGCCGCCCUCUGCCGCCAGCCUCCUGCGCCCCAGCGCCGCGGCGGCGCCUCAGCUGAGGGGCCGAGGCCCGGCCGGCCGCUGCCCGCCGCAGGCAUGUGGGGCUCGGCGGACGAGAGCUCCGUGCGGGUGGCUGUCAGAAUAAGACCACAGCUUGCCAAAGAAAAGAUUGAAGGAUGCCACAUUUGUACGUCUGUCACACCAGGAGAACCCCAGGUCUUCCUCGGGAAAGAUAAGGCUUUCACUUUUGAUUACGUGUUUGACAUUGACUCCCAGCAGCAGCAGAUCUACACUCAGUGUAUUGAAAAACUGAUCGAAGGUUGUUUUGAAGGAUACAAUGCUACUGUGUUUGCUUAUGGACAAACUGGAGCUGGGAAGACAUACACUAUGGGUACAGGAUUUGAUGUUAACAUCAUGGAGGAGGAGCAGGGUAUUAUUUCUCGCGCUGUUAAACACCUUUUCAAGAGUAUUGAAGAAAAGAAGCACACAGCAAUUAAGAAUGGACUACCUCCUCCAGAUUUUAAAGUGAAUGCCCAGUUCUUAGAGCUCUAUAAUGAAGAGGUCCUUGACUUAUUUGAUACUACACGUGAUAUUGAUUCAAAAAAUAAAAAAUCAAAUAUAAGGAUUCAUGAAGAUUCAACUGGAGGAAUUUAUACUGUAGGCGUCACAACGCGUACUGUGAAUACGGAAUCAGAGAUGAUGCAGUGUCUGAAGCUUGGGGCUCUGUCCAGGACCACGGCCAGUACCCAGAUGAAUGUGCAGAGCUCUCGCUCGCAUGCCAUUUUCACCAUUCACGUGUGUCAGACCAGAAUGUGUCCCCAGAUGGACGCCGAGAAUGCAACUGAUAACAAGAUGAUUUCUGAAUCGUCACAGAUGAAUGAAUUUGAAACCCUGACUGCAAAAUUCCAUUUUGUUGAUCUGGCAGGAUCAGAAAGGCUGAAGCGAACGGGAGCUACAGGCGAGAGAGCCAAAGAAGGAAUUUCCAUCAACUGUGGGCUUUUGGCACUUGGUAAUGUCAUAAGUGCCCUGGGAGACAAGAGCAAGAGGGCCACCCAUGUCCCCUACAGAGAUUCCAAGUUGACAAGACUCCUGCAGGAUUCCCUCGGGGGCAACAGCCAAACAAUCAUGAUAGCAUGCGUCAGCCCUUCAGAUAGAGAUUUUAUGGAAACACUGAACACCCUGAAGUACGCCAAUAGAGCUAGAAAUAUCAAGAACAAGGUGAUGGUGAAUCAGGACAGAGCUAGUCAACAAAUCAACGCACUCCGCAGUGAGAUCACACGGCUUCAGAUGGAGCUCAUGGAGUACAAAACAGGUAAAAGAAUAAUUGAUGAGGAAGGAGUGGAAAGCAUCAAUGACAUGUUUCAUGAGAAUGCCAUGCUACAGACUGAGAAUAAUAACCUGCGGGUGAGAAUCAAAGCCAUGCAGGAGACAGUGGAUGCGCUGAGAUCCAGGAUCACACAGCUUGUCAGUGACCAGGCCAACCAGGUCCUUGCCAGAGCAGGUGAAGGCAAUGAGGAAAUUAGUAAUAUGAUUCACAGUUACAUCAAAGAAAUAGAAGAUCUCAGGGCAAAAUUACUAGAAAGUGAAGCCGUGAACGAGAACCUCCGGAAAAACUUGACGAGAGCCACAGCAAGAUCGCCGUAUUUCAGUGGAUCGGCCACGUUCUCUCCCACUAUAUUAUCCUCAGACAAAGAGACGAUUGAAAUCAUAGAUCUAGCGAAGAAAGACUUAGAGAAGCUGAAAAGGAAGGAAAGGAAGAAGAAAAGAAGGCUACAGAAACUUGAGGAAAGCAGUCGAGAAGAAAGAAGUGUGGCUAAUAAGGAGGAUAAUACAGAUACUGACCAGGAGAAGAAGGAAGACAAAGGGGUUUCAGAGAGAGAGAGUAAUGAGCUGGAAGUGGAAGAGUGCCAAGAAGUGAGUGAUCAUGAGGAUGAAGAAGAAGAGGAGGAGGAGGAGGAAGAGGACAUGGAAGGGGGAGAAAGCUCUGAUGAUUCAGAUUCCGAAUCAGACGAAAAAGCCAACUACCAAGCAGACUUAGCGAACAUUACUUGUGAAAUUGCCAUUAAGCAAAAGCUGAUUGAUGAGCUAGAAAACAGCCAGAAGAGGCUGCAGACGCUGAAAAAGCAAUAUGAAGAGAAGCUGAUGGUGCUGCAGCAUAAGAUCCGGGACACUCAGCUGGAGAGGGACCAGGUGCUUCAGAACCUGGGUUCAGUAGAAUCUUACUCAGAAGAGAAGGCAAAAAAAGUGAAGUCCGAAUAUGAGAAGAAGCUCCAAGCCAUGAACAAGGAGUUGCAGAGGCUUCAGGCGGCUCAGAAGGAGCAUGCCAGGCUGCUGAAAAACCAGUCCCAGUAUGAGAAGCAGCUGAAGAAGCUGCAGCAGGAUGUGAUGGAGAUGAAGAAGACCAAGGUUCGUCUAAUGAAGCAAAUGAAAGAAGAGCAAGAGAAAGCCAGAUUGACGGAGUCUAGAAGAAACAGAGAGAUCGCACAGUUGAAAAAGGAUCAGCGUAAAAGAGACCAUCAACUUAGACUUCUGGAGGCCCAGAAAAGAAACCAAGAAGUGGUUCUUCGUCGCAAAACUGAAGAGGUCACAGCUCUUCGCCGGCAAGUCAGGCCCAUGUCAGACAGAGUGGCUGGGAAGGUCACUCGCAAGCUGAGCUCGUCAGAGACUCCUGUUCAGGACACUGGCCCCAGUGCCUCCGCAGGGGAAGCAGACGCAUCUCGGGCAGGGGCCCAGCAGAAGCUGAGGAUUCCUGUGGCGAGAGUCCAGGCCUUACCAACACCCACAAGCAAUGGAACCAGGAAAAAAUACCAGAGGAAAGGAUUGCCGGGCCGGGUAUUCACUUCCAAGACGGCCCGCAUGAAGUGGCAGCUGCUGGAGCGUAGAGUCACCGACAUCAUCAUGCAGAAGAUGACCAUCUCGAACAUGGAGGCCGACAUGAACCGGCUGCUCACGCAACGAGAAGAACUCACAAGAAGACGAGAGAAGCUUUCAAAAAGAAGGGAGAAGAUGGUCAGGGAGAAUGGAGAGGGAGAUAAAAACGUGGCUAACAUCAACGAGGAGAUCGAGUCCCUGACAGCAAAUAUAGAUUACAUCAACGACAGUAUUUCUGAUUGUCAAGCCAACAUCAUGCAGAUGGAAGAGGCAAAGGAAGAAGGUGAGACACUGGAUGUCACUGCAGUCAUUAACGCCUGCACACUUACCGAAGCCCGGUACCUGCUGGAUCACUUCCUGUCAAUGGGCAUCAAUAAGGGUCUUCAGGCUGCCCAGAAAGAGGCUCAAAUUAAAGUACUUGAAGGUCGACUUAAGCAAACGGAAAUAACCAGUGCUACCCAAAACCAGCUCUUAUUCCACAUGUUGAAAGAGAAAGCAGAGUUAAAUCCCGAGCUGGAUGCUUUGCUGGGCCAUGCUUUACAAGAUCUAGAUAGCGUACCAUCAGAAAAUGUAGAGGAUAGUACUGAUGAAGAUGCACCUUUAAACAGCCCAGGAUCAGAAGGAAGUGGCCUGCAGCUGGAAUUGAAGCAGGAAGCCCUGAGUGUUGUCCAAGCCCGAAGGAGGACCACCACUCAGAUGGAAUUGCUGUAUGCAGAUAGCAGUGAGCUAGCUUCAGACACUAGCACAGGAGGGGCCUCCUUGCCUGGCCCUCUCACACCUGUUGCAGAAGGGCCAGAGACUGGAGUGAACACUGAGACCAGUGCUGCUUCUGCGGGGGAGAAAGAGCUUCUUCCCCCAGCGGGCUUGCCUUCUCAGAUAGGCAGCAUUUCCAGGCAGUCAUCUCUAUCAGAAAAACGCAUCCCAGAGCCUUCUCCUGUCACAAGGCGAAAGGCGUACGACAAAGCAGAAAAACCAAAAGCUAAGGAACAAAAACACUCAGAUUCUGGAACUUCAGAGGCUAGUCUUUCACCUCCUUCCUCCCCACCAAGCCGGCCCCGUAAUGAGCUGAAUGUUUUUAAUCGUCUUACUGUUUCUCAGGGAAACACAUCAGUUCAGCAGGAUAAGUCUGAUGAGAGUGACUCUUCUCUGUCGGAAGUACACAGCAGAUCCUCCAGAAGGGGCAUCAUCAACCCAUUUCCUGCUUCGAAAGGAAUCAGAACGUCCCCACUUCAGUGUGUCCACAUAGCUGAAGGGCACACAAAAGCUGUGCUGUGUGUGGAUGCUACUGAUGAUCUCCUGUUCACUGGAUCCAAAGAUCGGACUUGUAAAGUGUGGAAUCUAGUGACUGGGCAGGAGAUAAUGUCCCUGGGAGGCCAUCCCAACAAUGUCAUUUCUGUAAAGUACUGUAAUUAUACCAGUCUGGUCUUCACUGUGUCAACAUCUUAUAUUAAGGUGUGGGAUAUCAGAGAUUCCGCAAAGUGCAUCCGGACACUGACGUCUUCUGGUCAAGUUACCCUUGGGGAUGCUUGUUCUGCAAGCACCAGCCGGACAGUCGCGAUCCCUUCUGGAGAGAACCAAAUCAACCAGAUUGCACUGAACCCCACUGGCACUUUCCUCUACGCGGCUUCUGGAAACGCCGUCAGAAUGUGGGAUCUUAAAAGGUUUCAGUCCACAGGAAAGUUAACGGGACACCUGGGCCCUGUGAUGUGCCUGACUGUGGAUCAGAUCUCCAGUGGACAGGACCUCAUUGUCACUGGGUCCAAGGACCAUUACAUCAAAAUGUUUGAUGUAACUGAAGGCGCUCUUGGAACGGUGAGUCCCACCCACAAUUUUGAGCCUCCUCAUUAUGACGGCAUAGAAGCGCUGACCAUUCAAGGGGACAAUCUCUUCAGCGGGUCCAGAGACAAUGGGAUCAAGAAAUGGGACUUGGCGCAGAAAGACCUACUUCAGCAAGUUCCGAACGCACAUAAGGACUGGGUCUGUGCCCUGGGAGUGGUGCCGGGCCACCCGGUUUUGCUCAGCGGCUGCAGAGGGGGCGUUUUGAAACUCUGGAACGUGGACACCUUCGCUCCCGUCGGCGAGAUGAAGGGGCACGACAGUCCCAUCAACGCCAUUUGUGUGAAUUCCACCCACAUUUUUACUGCAGCUGAUGAUCGAACCGUGAGGAUUUGGAAGGCUCGCAAUUUGCAAGAUGGUCAGAUUUCUGACACGGGAGAUCUGGGGGAAGAGAUUGCCAGUAAUUAAACAUGAAUGAGGAUAAGUCAUGAACUAAAUACUGUGAUAACUAUAUGUUCUUUGUGGAAAAUUCUGUCUUGCAUUUAUUAGGUAAAACCCACGAAUGGGAUAAACUGGAAAAUAUAUCUGAAUCCAGCUGCUGCAUAGACAUGGUAUUCUAAUAAAACUGUACUAUCCUGUGUACUCAAUUUCAAUAUUGCCCAACACAUACAUAUCCUACAAUUGAUGUUUUGCUUGAUUUGCACUUCUUUAUUGGCUGGAUUUUUUUGUGCCUAGCUAUUAAAAAAAAAAAAACCUUCAAAUUAUUCAAUAUAAGAAGUCUGCCUCCGUGACAGUCAGAAAUACACCUGGAAUACAGCCCACCUCCCUGGUAACGCAUUUGUGCAGUCUGUGCACACAGUUGACGUGUCAAACACACUGGAGAUAUUAGCCACUUUGCCAUCUGCUUGUCUGGCAUUGGUAUCAGUUUUUAGAAGGUUCCCAGAUUUGAAAGCUGUUCCAUGUCAUGGAGAAUAAUGAGAACAAGAUAUGAUCAGUGAUCUUUCACUGUGUGGCAUUGGCUGUAGACUACUAACAAAGACUCUCACAGUUGUGUUCAGUGCCGGCAUUUCCUUGUAUUGACCAAAGCUUUGCAUCUGUGCUAUCUAUCCUCUGUGCUCAGGACUAAAAUGCUGUCACAUGGUUGUUUUGUUAGUGCUGUGCAUAUGUUCUGUGAUGGGAAACAUUUGAUGUCCUAACAGAAAUACAUUUUGAUCUAUUUUCCUAUGGAUUUGUUUCUAUUAUUGCCUUUUAAUUUCUUUUUUAUUUAAUGGUAGCAUUGCCUUCCCCUUUUACCUAAUUUUUUAUAUGCUGCUAAAUAUAUUUUAAACACACUAGGUUUGCAAACCUUGGUAGCUGUGACGAGAAGUAUUAUCACGAGUGGUGCGAGAAGCUAUGUACAUAGGUAGAUUGUAAAGAGAGACUAUCUUGUGUUGUAUCUGUAUGAAUUUUUUAAUGCUGUAGAUUGGAUUUUGCAAAAGGAUGUAUAAUGAUCUGUCGUCUCAGAAUAUUAAUUUGUAAAUUCUGCAAGUUUAAUUUUUAUGUAGAGUGUGUAACAUUUGAAAAUAUUGUCUUAUGUGAUUUUUACCCCUGCAAAUAUUUGCUUGUAAAUGAAGGCUUAGCUUGUGCUUAAAUAAACAUAUUGCUAUGAAUUA